AUGCCCGUAACAACAGUCCCCCACCGAUCCGCCUCUUCCAGCUCAAUCACCCCCACCCCCAAACCGGUCUUCUUCUGGCAACCCCGCGACGGCAACGGCUACCUCUGCCAAUGGUACUGGUCCAAGUUCACCCUCGACGCCGAAACCUACGUCACAACCGAAAUGUGGAUGAUGGUGCAAAAGGCGCGUUGUUUCAACGACGAAGAGAUUGCGAAACAGAUGCUCGAGACUACGGAUCCAAAGACGCAUAAAGAGCUAGGACGGAUGGUUAGCGGGUUCCAUGAGAAGGUUUGGGAUGAACGUACGUACUUCCUGUUGUUCGAUGUGAUACUAGAAGGAGGGGAUGCUGACUAUGUGACAGGAAAGCUGGAGAUUGUAACUCAAGGCAAUUACCACAAGUUUACGAUCAGCGAGGAUGCGGAGAAUCUGAGGAAUAUGCUGCUAGCUACUGGAGAGAGGGAGUUGGUGGAAGCGAGUCCGCAUGAUAGGAUUUGGGGCGUGGGUUUUGCGGAGAAAGAUGCGGAGAAGAAUCGGUAUCGGUGGGGGAAGAAUCUUUUGGGGAGGGCGUUGAUGGAUGUGAGGAAGAGGCUGAGGGAGGAGGAUUGGAAAUAA
Messenger RNA from Alternaria hordeiaustralica, 612 nucleotides. RefSeq lists its product as uncharacterized. The transcript has a single exon. Lineage: Eukaryota; Fungi; Ascomycota; Dothideomycetes; Pleosporales; Pleosporaceae. The coding region runs from base 1 to 612 and encodes 203 amino acids. The record is from RefSeq and is a predicted model, not a curated record.